Molecule: messenger RNA, 333 nt
Organism: Funneliformis caledonium
Lineage: Eukaryota; Fungi; Glomeromycota; Glomeromycetes; Glomerales; Glomeraceae
Source: the annotation of a GenBank genome assembly
AUGCCAUCCAGUUUAACACCUUUUAUACAAAAGAUUAAUUUAAAUAAUCAUAAUAAUGGUCGAAUUUCUAAGCGAAAAACUCCAAAUCUCUGCCCUGAUUGUAAAAAUACGGAUCACGAUGCCAAAUUAUUUUCCAAUAGAAUAACUAGGGUCGAAGAAAUAAUUGAUAAUUUUAACGAACGCCUUCAAAAAAAAAAUCCUGAGCGAUUUUCCAUAUUCAAUGCAAAAUUUACUCUAAAUAGCGUUCCCUGUGAAUUAGAAUAUGAUUUGGCGAGCUUCUCUUUAGAAGAGUUGCAAAAACUAGCAAAUUUUACGACUCAAAAUUUCAAUUGA